UAAAUCAAAUGCUGCAGGAGUCCAGUAAAACUACGGCUGCUGACGAUCAUCAAGGCGUGUCGUGAACACCGCCGUGCCCCCCUUCACAGGCCUGACGGCAGCGCUGGCGAGAACCGGCUGUGCAGGGUCGUCGCAGGCAAGUGUAGACCGACACCGAGGCGCCGUAUGUCGGUGUGAGGACCAUGUCUAAACUGGAGCGUCUGAACGCCCGGGUGGCCAAGCUGCUGUCCGCGGCGGUGCAGGAGGUGCUGGAGGCGGUGAAGGAGACGGUGUCGGAGUACCAGGAGAAAACCGCCCGGACCCAGAGGGAAAACGUGAGUCUGAAGAGGAGGCUGCUGGAGCUCCAGGACAAGAUAACGAGGAAUAACGAAGCUCGUUAUUGUGUAGAGGUUGUGCCAGACCCAGUGGACUGCACGGUGUCUCAGAAGGCCAAGGGGAGACCACAUCCCGUCACAGAAGGACAGCAAGGAGCGGUGAAAGAGGAAACCGGCAUGUUUUCAUCCAAGAAUGAAACCGCUUUAUUUCUCCCUCCGGACUCCCCCAGAGAACUUCUCUGCGAAGGAUCCCUCAAUGUUCAGCCAUUCACCAACCCUUGUCUUAGCCCAGGAAGGGCAAGUCUGCCCAAAUCAGACUGGGGUCUGUUUGACAGACCCAGAGUCUCUCAAUCGGAGACCCCCGAUCCGGCACUUGCACCUAUCUCGAAUCACGUGAACUCUGUCGUUCUUAUUUUGAACACCAUGUCUGGGAGCGGCCCCGUUUCUCCUCCACUCAUUGCGUCGGAGGAGAUCAAAAAGGAGCCCGAAUGGGGCGAGGAUUUCACACGGACAACGCCGUGUUAUGAUGCCACUGUGACAAGCAGGAUGUUGGAACCUCCCCGGUCCCGUCCGGACCCCUGCUGUGGCUCGGGGGUCUGGUUUGGUCUGAACCAGAACGGCGCGGCAGAGCUAGCGGCAGUUAAAAAUGCCGCCUCUUUCCGGUCUGACGCAAACAACGCACACUGUUUUGGAGCCGGAAGACGCGACAGUUCACUCCCAAAUGAGAACGCCCUGGGCGGGAGCAGCCUGAGAGGCGCCCAGCGGCAAGUGGGCAGGGGGAAAGGCUACUGCUGCUCCCACUGCGGCCGGGUUUUCAGACACGCGGGGGACUUCAAAAAGCACCACAGGGUUCACACGGGAGAGAAGCCGUACUGCUGCUCUGUGUGCGGCAAACGGUUCAGUCAGUCGGGCUACCUGACGAUCCACCUCCGCUACCACACCGGAGAGAGGCCGUAUGGCUGCGCUCAGUGCGGAAAACGUUUUAGCCACUCGAGUAACUUGAAGAAGCACCAGCUCACUCAUCUGUGAUGGCGGCGUUGUGAGGAAGGAGGGCACGUCACUCAUCUGUGAUGGCGGCGUUGUGAGGAAGGAGGACACGUCACUCAUCUGUGAUGGCGGC
Molecule: messenger RNA, 1434 nt
Organism: Lampris incognitus (smalleye Pacific opah)
Lineage: Eukaryota; Metazoa; Chordata; Actinopteri; Lampriformes; Lampridae
Product: zinc finger protein 16-like
Exons: 2
Coding region: 183-1343 (386 amino acids)
Biological process (GO): regulation of transcription by RNA polymerase II
Molecular function (GO): DNA-binding transcription factor activity; RNA polymerase II cis-regulatory region sequence-specific DNA binding
Source: RefSeq, a predicted model, not a curated record